Gregarina niphandrodes is the source of this 511-nucleotide messenger RNA. RefSeq names its product YEATS family protein. The annotation marks the transcript as partial. Gene Ontology annotation, molecular function: histone binding. Gene Ontology annotation, cellular component: NuA4 histone acetyltransferase complex. The record is from RefSeq and is a predicted model, not a curated record. The transcript has a single exon. Gene Ontology annotation, biological process: chromatin remodeling; regulation of transcription by RNA polymerase II. NCBI's taxonomy places the organism in Eukaryota, Apicomplexa, Conoidasida, Eugregarinorida, Gregarinidae.
AUGACGUCUAGUGUUAGGAUUGUGUUGGGUACGUACGCUUUUAUGUUGCCGAAGCAGGACCGGAAGAAGCGUCAGGUGAUAAGUGACCCAUCGACUCAUGAAUGGAUAUGUUUACUAAGGAGUCGUGAUGUGCACGAAGAUUUGGGUCAUAUUCUGAAGAAAGUUGUCAUUACAUUACAUCCGUCGUUUGCGCAACCCGUGCGUGUGAUUGAGAGACAACAUGAGUCCAACCUUUCUAUGCGAGAUCCAACCACCACCACCACAAGGGAGUCUACCACCACAAGGGAGACUACUACCACAAGGGAGACUACUACUACCACCAUCACCACAAGGGACGCCCUGGAACCCCAAUAUUUUCAGGUCGAAGAAGUCGGUUGGGGAGAGUUUGAGAUCGCUUGUAAACUCCACUUUAUUGACCCCGAUGAAAGACCCGUUGAGCUCAAACAUUAUCUCAGACUCUACCCAGAAGGCACCGCAGACAUCACCGCUAUUCCUCCACCCGACCAUUACC